This is a messenger RNA of Anopheles merus, 2661 nucleotides long. RefSeq names its product protein PAT1 homolog 1-like. The transcript is spliced from 3 exons. Gene Ontology annotation, cellular component: P-body. Gene Ontology annotation, molecular function: RNA binding. Gene Ontology annotation, biological process: deadenylation-dependent decapping of nuclear-transcribed mRNA; P-body assembly. The coding region runs from base 1 to 1986 and encodes 661 amino acids. NCBI's taxonomy places the organism in Eukaryota, Metazoa, Arthropoda, Insecta, Diptera, Culicidae. The record is from RefSeq and is a predicted model, not a curated record.
AUGGAUUCCUUUUUCGGCUUCGAUACCAGUCUGCCGGGACGACGGGGCAGCAGCGACAACAACAACAGCGAGAGCGGCCGUAGCAGUGUGGUGGCCCAAAGCAUUGGCGAUGAGUUCGCGAACAAGCUAUGGCUGGAUCCGAGCAUCUGGGGUAGCCCGGCGAAGGUUCCGGCUCCGGUGCAGCCACCGUACAGCGAUUAUAGGCCCAGCGGUACGCCAUUUUCUGCCCUGCCACCACAGCAGAGCGCCUUUCGACCACCGGAACCGGCGCAUCCGAUCGGGGGAGGUGGCCUGCCGCCAAAACCGCCUCCCUCACUGCCACCGGGCUUGUUUCCACCCAUGAAGAUGCUGUCAGUGGAGGACAUUGAACGAACCAUCAUCCAGCAUCAGCAUCAGCAAAAUCAGCAUCAAAGUAUGCUGCAAAAGCAAAUGUCACAGCAGCAGCAGCAGCAACAACAACAACACCAACUCCAUUACCAUCACAACCAAUUUCACCAGCAGCAGCAGCAGCAGACACUGCAACCAUUCCGCACACCGGCACCGGUCCCGGCCCAACCACCACCACCAGUGAAAGCUCGCGAUCAUUUCACACCCGCCAAGGAGGUAAAGAGUAUGCAGCCGCCGAUCCCGAUGAUCUCCUCGCCAGUAGCAGCACCACCGUUACGGGUACCACCGGCGCUGCUCACCCCGCCGCUUUCGCUGCUGGGCGCCCGAAACGCCGGCCCCGCUGCCCUGUUCCCGCCCGGACCGUCGCAGGAUGCUGAACAACGCGAACCGUCUUCCGCUUGGUUUGCUGCCGUACAACAUGCUAGCCGCCCGACCGUACUCGACCCCGAUCAACAACCUGGCGAUGCAUCCGGCAUUCCCGCAGCGCUGCUCGUACGGUUCCCCGCUGCAAGGGUUUCUGGGUGGCCCCGGCCCGGUACAGAUGGGUCCGCCACCGCCGCUACCUCCUCGCCAUCCGGGACCAGCGCCGGGUGGGCCGCCGCCAUUUUUGAUGCAGCGCAGCCCGACGCCCCUGCCGACGAACCAGUUCAACCAGCGGCUGGUGCAGGAAAUCGACAGCUCGCUGCGGCCAGCACGCUCAGCGUUUGCGGCAAUGGCGUGAACAAAGCAGCCCCGCUAGUAGCCCUGCCAAGGGCGGGUUUUAUGAAGCAGCAGCACCAUUUCCAGCAGCAGCAGCAGCAACGAUCCCGAGUAGGCAAUGGAAUGCCAUCGAGCACUGCAGGCGGCGGGCAGCCAGAGGAGCGCGAUGAGUACGCAAACAUGAUGAGCAAUCGCAACAAGCAGUGGCUAAUCGGGAUAAAGCUGACGCAGCUCAACUCGGACGCACCCUACUUUAACGAUUACUAUUUCACCGUGUACAAGCAGCGGCUGGCAGCGGCGAAGGGCGAGGGCGAUAAUAGGAUCUAUCGCGAAAAUCAGCUCAACCAUCCGUUCACCCAGCCGGAGGAGCAUGCCCAGCUGCUGUUACUGUCGCUGCUGUCGAAGAACGGCAAGAGCGGGCUGCUCGGCACGAACCGCGAACGUCGCAGUUCCGAAUCCCGCUCCAACCCGAACGGCGGUAGCGAGGGAAAGGAUGGCUCAGCGCCGACGGGUGGUGGUCGAGCGUAUACCCCGCUCCAAUUUCAAAAUUCGCUCGGCAAGCUGCAGUGCGGUAGUGUGAUAGCGCCGCGAAAGCUCAUCGACGCCGACGUGAUGGGCAGCGACCAGCUGAACGGAAAUGGCGUGCCGGCACUUGAACCGCCGCCCGCCGCUAUCCAGCGCAAAGCUCGCCAUGUGCUGCUGCUUAUCGAGACGCUGUACAAGUUGGUGCUCAAGCUGGAAGAUCUCGGCAAUCCCGUUGCGAUCGAAGCGAUGAAAGCGCUGCGCGAAAAGAAAAUGCGCAAGCGAACCAGCAGCACCGGCAGCGGCAGCGGUGUGGCGUGUUUGUCAGAAGCGGGCGCCAAGAUUGGCAACGCAUUGAUAAUUAAUCCGAAUUGGUAAUUUAAUGAUAGUCACGUAAGAUGAUUUAACCAACAAAUCCCGUUAAUGUCGAUACUAAGCUUCGGUUUUUUUAAAUUUAAUUUAAUUGCUCUCAAUCUGCUUUUCAAUAAGCGAAAUAUUGCGAUAUUACCAUAUACAUUUUAAUGUGAAAAUCUAGAGAAGACUAGUUUUUAGCCUAACACACACCCACACACACACAACCUCACACUUGUAAAGUGUGGCAAGGGAAGAACUGAUACUGAGUUGUCGAUGAUCAUUUAAUGUUCCUUAUUUAUUAGGCUUUGCGUAUGUAAAACACACGUGUGUGUGUAAAAGGGUAGCGUAAACUGAAUUGCGUAUACUCUGUCACACGCCGAAAUGAAUAUAUUCCAUGCUCCUCUCCAUAUAAACCCCUGUGAACCGAAUGGUAUCGUUAGAUAUUGCUUUUGCAAACCGUGUUAUAUAGUCAUUUAAGUUUGGGCACGACAUAUAAAGCCCCCCCCUCUUACCUCCCCGGUUAGGUUAUUAGGUUAUCCGCAUGUCGUGCUCGUGCUGAUAUUUAAUUUCGCCCAUAGUGUUUCGCGCAAACAGAGCACGUGCGGUUUGAAUAGGAUUGCAAAUCGAUCGAAUCGAACUCUUUAGUGUAGUGUAAGUUAGUUAACUGGCCAAGGAUGACAGACUCGAUGUGUACAAUGU